AUGAAGACACAUUCAUUUGUUGUAGCGAAAAGAAUGUGGAAUGUAUUGAGAAUCACAUUUUUGAUGAUGCGGAAAGGUUUUAUGUCAAAGAGGAAGAUGAUUAUAGAUAUGAAUUUGAUGAUGAAGAAAGGGAAAGUGCUAAGAAAAUCAUUGAGCAAUUUAAUGUCAUCUACACAAAAUCGUCACCGGAAUAAAAUUGGUGGCGGAUUUAUGGUACAUGAUUAUGAAUUUUCUUGUAGUAAUAGUCCAAAUCCGGGUUAUUUCAAUCUGUCAAAACGUAAGCAUCAUUUCAAUUUUCCUUGUAUUAAUGCUCCUGAGGUUAUUGAAGAUGAAACUUUACCUUGUUAUCAAUUGUCACCACUUGAAAUUGAAAAUGUGUGUAAGAGUAGUGUGGCUAUGGUGCCUAAGACUCCUGAAUAUACAUUCAAUUUUAGGUUUGAUCCAUCUGAAGAGAGAAAAAGCCCACGUUUUUCUGUGAGGGUUUCUAAUUACUCUGCAUUGGAGGAAAACGAAGAGAUUGGAAAUUGUCAAGUUGAUGAUGAAGCUGAGGAUUUCAUUAGAAAGUUCUAUGAGCAGCUAAGGACGCAAAGCCGUGUCCAAUUGCCGGGGUUUUAA
Messenger RNA from Vicia faba (fava bean), 615 nucleotides. NCBI's taxonomy places the organism in Eukaryota, Viridiplantae, Streptophyta, Magnoliopsida, Fabales, Fabaceae. The record is from the annotation of a GenBank genome assembly.